AUGAUCAGUUCAUUCUUCAGUUCUUUGGACUCGCUGGGACUUGCCGCGCCUUCUUCGGACGCCGCGUUCCCGACGGUUCCACCCGGUUGGGGUCCGUCCUUCUUCGAUUGCAGCGACUGUUCGGACUCGGAUUUCUGUUCGACAGGACGUUUGGCCACCCAUGGACUUGGUCAGCACUCUUGGACUUUCGCCCCAAGAAAGAACCAUGCGGAUGCCAGUCUACAAGCUUGCCAAAAGGGACGAGAUCAUAGGUCUUCCUUCCCCUUUGGACAGUCCAUCGAUCGGUGCAGUCCGCUGGGUCCGCUGCGAUUUCUCGUGGUCGCCUUCGAUCGUGGCCCAAGCGCCAAGCGCAUUGCGAAAAGCGCCAAGUUUUCAACAGGUGAGCACCGCAAGAAUGGCCGACACCGGUGUCGCGGCCGCCAAGCCGACCAGCUUCUGGGACGGCUUCGCCUGUUGCGCGAGCAGGCGCCGCUGUACGCAGAGGGCGUGGUGAACUCCAUGCCCUACGGCAGCGACGUGGGAAAGAUCGAGGACACCGAGCUGGUGGAGCGGCCUGAAACCGAGGCCGCCUGCACGCAGGUACAAGGGCCAGUGGCGUGGCUCCCAGUGCCAUGGCAAAGGUACCUUGACGCGCCCAGAUGGGUCUUCCUAUGA
Messenger RNA from Durusdinium trenchii, 654 nucleotides. Lineage: Eukaryota; Dinophyceae; Suessiales; Symbiodiniaceae. The record is from the annotation of a GenBank genome assembly.